Ixodes scapularis (black-legged tick) is the source of this 2370-nucleotide messenger RNA. RefSeq names its product fibronectin. The coding region runs from base 313 to 2151 and encodes 612 amino acids. The record is from RefSeq and is a predicted model, not a curated record. NCBI's taxonomy places the organism in Eukaryota, Metazoa, Arthropoda, Arachnida, Ixodida, Ixodidae. Gene Ontology annotation, molecular function: protein binding. The transcript has 9 exons.
CGAUUGGACGCCAUCUUGGUUCUUGCGCAACCGGGAAACACGAACGAAGCGUGAGCGCCGAGUCGGCGCAGCGUUUGGAAAAAAAAGGUAAGCAAGGUAACGCGAGACCCUUCAAAACACACGGCUGCUUUGAGAGAGACAACUGGGGCCGAGAUAAAAAAGCGCUCGAUAAGAUACGCACCGUCGAACCUUGGAACUGACGUUCACGCGGGAGCAGGCAACUGCGCCGCCGAGCCGCUCGCCGAUCAAAGGCGGAAUCGUCGACGCCGGCGUUCUGUGGCGACGGUAACGCUCGCCCACGACCAGUACACCAUGAACGUCGGAAUAGGCCUGGUUGCUGUGACGCUCGCUCUGCUGCUGGCCGCUGCUGCGGCCGGAGAAGGCCACUCCCCCUUGGCAGGGACGAUGAACCCAUCCACGGCGGCACCGUCGCCAGCGCCAUCGACAACAGCUUGCAGCGUUUCCAUGCCGGACUUCCACUUGUCCGCGGUGAGCGCCAGGAACGCCACGGUCCAGCUGGUCCGGAGGGGGCACCAGGAGGGCUGGACCAUGUGCGCGUGCGCCAUCAACAGCCUCCUGGUGAGCAAGAUGAAGGACAUCGCGUGCCAGCAUCGGGGCCCCUGCCAGACGUCCAACGGCACCGAGAUCAGCAUGGGGGGUCUGACGGCGGACACCAACUACAGUGUCUGCGUCCGCUACCAGUGUCCCGGAGGAGGCGUGGGCCCGGUCACCUGUCAGCACAUGCGCACGGGAGCGGAGCCCGGGGGCAUCGCGAACGUCACAGUGGGUGGCGUGUCAAGCACGGAGGCGAACGUGAGCUGGGCCGCGUCGGGGACUCUGACCGACUUCCGGGUCACCCUGUGGCGGAUCCAGAAGCACCGGGAGAAGAGCCACGUCCCGGUCACCACCCUGCUGAGCAGCGUGCCCCGCUGCCGCUUCAGCCACCUCGCCCCCUGGACGCCCUACCGGGUAGAGGUGCUCAGCUCCACCGAGGGCGGCCCCGUCGGCGGCUCAGCGGUCUUCAAGACGCCGGCCACGGCCCCGACCGAGCCUCGCCAGCUGGCACUGGUGAACGCGACCAGCACGAGCCUGAGCCUCAAGUGGGAGCGGCCGGAAGACGCCCGCGGCCCACUGUCCGGCUACACGGUGUUCUACGGCCCGUCCCAGGACAACCGCAAGCGCAGCUCCCUGGCGACUAACGGCACCGCGGUGACGCUGGACGGGCUGACGGCCAACACAGAGUUCGAGGUGUACGUAAAGGCCUUCAACGAGCUCGCCGACGGCACCGAGGUGGCCAGCCAGCCCGUGCGCAUCCUGGCCAGGACCGACAUCGGGGCGCCCAGCAAGGUGCAGCAGCUGAGGCUGGUGAGCACGAGCAAGAACUCUGUGGUGGUCGAGUGGAGCGCUCCGCUCAAGCUCAACGGGCCGCUGGACGGCUACCUGGUGUACCGGUGCAACCGCAGCGCUCAGCUGGGAGCCGUUACCAACCACUCCGAGUGCCACACGCUGCACCCGGGCAAGGCGACGCGGGUGAGCGUCGCGGGCCUGGACCCGGAGUCCGGCUACACCCUGGCCGUGUCCGCCUACAACCUGAGGGCCGACCGUCAUACCAGGUUCGAGGGCGCCCUUGAGACCAUCGACGUGGAAACGCUGCCCGAAGCGCCCUCUGCCCUGUCCGACCUGGACGUGCGCAUCCUGAGCCCCGACUCCGUGGAGGUGGCCUGGGAGGCCCCCGGGGCCGGGGUGUCCGGCUACGUGGUGGCCUGGUGCCAGGACCGACGCUGCCUCGAGGAGAGCGUGCAGCAGGCCAGGGUCGUCAUCCACGGCCUCCACUCGGACUCUGAGUACAACGUGAGCGUCGUGCCCUUCCGGACCGACGGCCGAGGGAACCGGGUGCUCGGCCCGCUCACCACCAAGCAGGUCACCGUCAAGGAGCCCGUCGAUUCGGCGGCCGCCUCGGAGUACCUGAUGGGCACGAUCGUCUGCUCGGUCCUCAUCAUGCUCAUGGCGGGCCUCGUGUUCUUCGUGUGCCGAAAGAAGAAGGGAACGGGUCCCCAGUUGUACAAAAGAAUGAGUUCCCUGGAAAAUGACGAUGAUGACAUUGUGUUCAUGAAGACCGUCCCGAGCAGCCGCCCUGAACGCACGCUCUGAUAAGGCGACACUCUUCGAAACAAGCCGUCAAUUCUCACUUAGUGAACAAGACAAACACACGUGCGCAUUUUCAGCGAAACGACGCAGUGGGAUAGUUACAAGAGGGGAAGCAUGUUGUGCAGCUAAAAGACGGUAAUAUGUUUGAGUGUCUAUGGUACAAUCUAAUUUGCUAUUUGGAAAAGAUGUUGUACAGAUAAAAGACGAUAAUGUUUCUGAGUA